AAUUGGACCCAUGGAAUCGUUGCAAUCGACAUUCUGAGAUGUAAUUCGGAAGGAAAUGGCAUGUUAUCAUUCGGCAUUGCAAACCGCCCUAAAGUCGCAUAGUGCCGACAGAUUUGUAACUACUUGAGACACGUUGUUUGAAUACUCCCUGGUCCGUGAUGUCAUUUUAUGGACGAAUGACCCCGGAUCUUGUACCCGGGAAGAAGGAGGCGAGUCUGGGUAGGAACAGUCCAGUAAGUCCACAUCGCACGGGAAGAAACAGUCCCCAGCUCACGGGAAGAAACAGUCCCCAGCUCACGGAGAGUACCAGUCCAGUCACGAGAACCCGUAAAAUGUCCCGUAAGAAGACGUCCAGCCCCCUGGGAGGAAAAUCAACCAAGCCCCGCGGGUUUGGGCUUAGCGGUGCCUCUCCUAGCCGGAUGACGCUUACUGCUGCCGCACCUAGCCGGAUGACGCUGACUGGUGCCUCACCUAGCCGGAUGGCUCUGGUCGGCCAAGCACCGAGUAAAAUGGCUCUCGGUGGUCCGUCUCUUCCCGGCUCCUCCUUUAGCCGAACAAACCUCGGAACGGCCAGCAGUAGGGCGGAUCUUUUAGGUAUGGCGGUCGGUCGCUUUAAGGCGGGGCUCGGGGGAAAAUCUGUCCUACAAAGACGGCCUCUUGGAUCUAGGAUGAACCUGCUUGGCGAUAAAGGCGGGGGCCAGUGUCUGGACUGUGGAAGUAAGAACGUAAAAACUGGCGGUCCGCAGACUAGACCGCCCCCGAAGAAAACCUACAAGACGAUGGCAUCUCUGGAAGAAGACGGAGAUAGUGGCGAGGAAGGGUCUGACAAGGAGUCUGAUGAACCACCUUUCAUCUUUACCAUAUCCAGUUGUGUGAGAGAUACCAUAGACAAGGUUGCUCGGGCCCGUAUAUACCGGGAACAAACGGACAUCGCCAACAAGCUGCACGCCAUCCACAAGCGCGUGAAGACGGUGUACCGCCAGUGGGACGUGAAGGAGGACAUCCACCCCACAGAGUCCGAGAAACAACUGGUUCUGGAUAUCGGCAACAGACCGCCCAACUACAUGAGCAAGGAGAAACGUGAACGUCAAAAGAAGAAAAGACAAUCGCUGAAGGCAAUCGACGAAUUUAUCAAGCACAGCGCCACCCAGCGUAAUAUACUGGCGGAGACAAGUGAUUGGCUAAAUGCGUCGGAGGGACUAUUGGAUGAAUUCGACGAUGAGGAUGACCCAGAGCAGAAGGAGCGAACGAUGAACCAGCUCCACCGGCGGAUCGUCAUGGCCAUCCUGACUGCACAGAACUGUGUACAGAAACUCCAGCGUCUGGGCGAGAGCAUUUUCUCUGACACCGGGGAGCCCCAGGGAGAGGGACAACGGGCGUCAGCUCCACGUGCAAGGCGCCUCCCAGCGGGCCAACAGCGUGUACUGCAGGAGGGGGAAGUCCUGGAUGAGGAAACGAUCCUGGCGGACCCGGAGAACUGGAGGGCAGCGGCCAAUCAGGUGCGGAAAGUACUUCAGGACGCUACCAAAAUGGCGAGGACCAACAAGGCCCGAAAUGAAGUGCGAGACGCCAUCAAGCAGUUUGACUUCAUCUCUGCAGCAGUUGACCGGAGGGCAGACGAGUUGAGGGAGAGAGAUUCCCAGAUUGUCGACCUUAAGGCGGAAAUCGACAGGCUUAACAACAGCAAGGAUCGAAUGGCGGAGGAGUACAACAGUCUGAAGAAAAAAUGCACCCAAUUCAAACAGCUAGGCGACAGACUUGGUUUGAAGGUAAAGGAGACUGAAGGCCGUGUCAAGCUGGCAGAGACCAAGGCAGAGGAAGUGGCACAAAGUCUGGCAGCAGCGCAGGCUGAGAACACCACCCUUGCCAAGCAACUCGAGAACCAACAGCAGAAAUGGGCUAUGUUUGAGAACAUGCGGGCUGAAGAAUCCAAGAAGCCCUCGGGUCCUUCCUCAUCCACCAUGCUCCUGAUGGACCAGCAGGCCGGGCAGCUGAGGGAGACAGUGGACCAGCUCAAGGCAGCGCUGGACCAGAGAGACAAGGAACUGGCCACUUUGAGAGAACAGGCUGAAAUUCACAACAGGAUGCAAGGAAGCGCUCCUCCACGACCAGACAGCAGGAAUGCCGGUGUUCAGGCAGACAUGUUGGAGAAGUUUGACCAGAAGGAGGAGGCCUACAAGCUGCAGAUCGAGUCCCUACAGGAGGAGGUGUCCGGACUGCAGGAGGAGGUGCAGGAGCUCAGGAGGGACCUGCAGAUGAAGAACGAGCUCCUACAGAUGCAGGAACAGGAGCUUCAGGAGCCUGACAUUGGCACAAGUGAGCCCCCCGAGGUCGUGACUACUCCUGGUGGAACAGAAGCGGUGGCUCCAAAGAAAACCAGGCGAGGGGCGCGAGAACAGUCACCCAAAAAGAUAAACCCGGCAGCCGCAGCCAAUCAGAUGGUGUCACGCAUUACACUACAAUACGAAGCUGAGAUGAGGAAAACUCAGUCUCAUAUCCAAAUGGAAAAGGCAAGGUUUGAUGCUGGUCUGCGGAAGAUUCGGCUGGAGCAGGGCAAAGACUUGGGAGAUGUGGACAGGGAAUGCCGCCAUAUUGUUUACACCAUCAACAGGUUCAAGGAAGCCAUCGUGCAGAUCCUUCAGAAGGAAGACCUUCCUGAGCAGGCUCUGGAGGUGAAACAGAUCUCGGACCUGUCCCUCGGCCAGGCCAGCCAGAGGUCCUUGAGGAGCUUGAUAACACAGCUGGGAAAGGACGUUGUGGAGAUGCUCGUGUCCUUGGAGUUCAAGCUUGCCAAAGCACUGAUGAACAAGAGACUCAAGAUUAAGGAGGCUGCUACCGGCAAGUCUCUGGUGGCCAAGGACCUGGAGGCCCAGGCUGCACAUGCGCAGCGGCUGAAGCGGGAGGUGAUGACGCAGGAGGCCAGGGUUAAGUUCGCGCGGGAUCAGCUGGAGGGUGCGGAGAAGGAGCUGGCCAUGUCAAAAAUGAGUCAGUCAGAGAAGUACCACAGUCUGCUGGCGCGGUACCGUGAUAUGUCCGGCGCACAGGAGAAGCUGACAGAACAGCUGCAGAAGAAACAGCAGCUGUUUGUGGAGGAGCUGAAGAUGAAGGACAGCAGGAUCCAGCUGCUGACGGAUGUAAGGCAGGAGCUGGAGAAACAGUUGGAACAGCAGAACCACAUCAUUAGGGAGAUAAAGGAUCGUGUUUGGGUUAAUAAAGACAAGGCAGAGGAAAGCCUGUUCCGUAACAUACACCAGCAGAGUGCCGCUCUGAGAGAGAUGGAAAAGCUCUUCACCGAUCAAUCUGUUGCAGAGGAGAUUCGUUUCCUGAUGGUUGAUGUGAUGAGGAUGACACGGCAAAUACCAGAGCUCCGCUUGAAGCAUUUGUGUGAAAGGUACAUCGCACACUGCAGGUUCCAGCAGGAGAAGGCUCGUCUGAAACGCCAGGCUGCUGCUGCCACACGUGAGCUGAGGAGAGACGUGGAGGAGUUCCUGGUAGGUAUGGAGGAGCGGCUGCAGACCAGCCACGGCCGCUGGCUCAACAAGAAAGCUGAGCUUGAGGCCGAGCGACAAGCGCUGUUCACCCAGAUGGUGGGUCUGUACCAGGACGUGGCGUGGGCGAUGUGGCUGACCGGAGGGCAGCGUACGGGAGCGUACACACCGCUGUCCUUCAGGACGCUCCGUUCCAGCACCCCGGGAGGGACCAGACGUCACCGGAAAGAAGGAGUUUUUCUUCGGCCGAUCGGAGACGAUGAUGUCCUGAUUGGUAGAAACAUGGUCAUCACCAGUGUGGAGGAUGACCAGUACUGGAACACGUCAGCCACAGGUGCCGCUCCAAUGGGCGUCAUGGUAACCACACCCACCAUGUUGUCUAUGGAUGUCAACCAGAGUAUGGAUAGUGCCAAGAAAACCUUCCGUCGUCACUUUCCACAGACAACCACGAAAGGCAAAGAGGACGGAGACAGCAUCAGCAGUUUGUCCAUUACAGAAGGCAGACAGUCCAGGUUCCAUGGAACAGGACCCUCCAGUCAACCCUCACAACCGAAGAGACAGCCAGUCCUGCCUCCAGUAGCCACACUGUGCCCGGCCCCCUCACCAGAUGCUGCUGAAUGGAUGGAGUACCCCCUACCCUGCCACCAGCAAAACCUUGUCUAGCUGUUUACACAAAUCACCAGUCAAUGAUGCAUUUUUUUUACUCUCAAACUGUUUUAUUGUCUAGAUUAUUGAUCUCCAAAACAAAUCUAUUUUGGUUUCAUAGUAUUAGAGGCAAUUUGAUUGAAGUUGUUGCAAUUACUUUUCACUGAUUUUACCUCCUAAAAAGAUUCAACAUUUCAAAAAGAUUCAGGAUCACAUCCUUACCAGAAGAUAAUGCACAUUACAUGCAAUCAUUUCCACAUUCUUAUGCUACAAGAUAACAUACUUGAACAUAUUAACUAUUUGUAAGGCCACUGACAAAAUACGACAAUUCGUUGUACUGAAAUCUCAUUAAACAGCAAAGCUGCAUGUCAUUCCUUGUACACACGUUAUUGCUACAAUAUCAAUUGCACUGAUCAUACUUUCAUUAAAACAAUUGGUUUGAUUACCA
This is a messenger RNA of Branchiostoma floridae (Florida lancelet), 4581 nucleotides long. Its product is annotated as rootletin-like. The transcript is spliced from 18 exons. NCBI's taxonomy places the organism in Eukaryota, Metazoa, Chordata, Leptocardii, Amphioxiformes, Branchiostomatidae. The record is from RefSeq and is a predicted model, not a curated record. Bases 159 to 4151 code for a protein of 1330 amino acids.